GGGGAGGAAGGAAAAUAAUGCCGCGCGGUCGACCUCCUAAAACACCGGUAAAGAACUCGGAGGCGGAUAACUUGCUGGAGCUGAAUGCAGACAAUACAAAUGGGUUUCUUGAGCCCCAGGAAUCUCAGUACCAUGGUGCUCAUAAAUGUGAUGUCUGUUUCCAAACUUUUCCCAAGUACAAUCAGUUACAGCGCCACCUCCGGGAGCAUGAGGAAAAUGACAAGCCUUACCGGUGUGAUCAAUGCCCGACAUCCUUUAAUAUGGAGAUUAACCUCAUAUUGCACAAAGCCACUCACAAUGCAAUUGACCCAACUUGCCCUGUCUGUAGUAAAAGGUUCUCCCGUGUGGCCAGCCUUAAAGCUCACAUCAUGCUACAUGAAAAAGAAGAGAACUUGAUCUGUACAGAGUGUGGAGAUGAAUUUACCUUGCAGAGCCAACUUAGUAGACACCUAGAGGAACACCGGCAGGAGCUGAAUGGGAGCCGAGUGCACAACUGUAAGAUCUGCACUAAGGAAUUUGAAAGGCCCUCCCAGCUGCGAGAACAUAUGAAAUCACACUACAGAGUUAGGUCAUCCCUGUGUACCAAACAGUACAAACGACAUGUUGAUAGAUCAGGGUUCUCUCAUCGCUGUGAACACUGCGGAAAAACAUUUCAGAAGCCUAGUCAGUUAAUUCGACACAUCAGAAUACAUACAGGCGAACGACCAUUUAAAUGCGGUGAUUGUGGAAAAGCUUUCAACCAGAAAGGGGCGCUGCAAAUCCACAUGAUCAAGCAUACAGGCGAAAAACCCCAUUUUUGUCUUUUCUGCCCAGCAUCUUUUUCACAGAGGGGCAAUCUGCGAGCACACAUACAGAGGGUUCACACUGAGGUGAAGGAUGGUGACCAGCCAGCAUACCAGUGUGAGGAGUGUAGCUGUGUAUUCAGAAAGCUAGGCAGCCUUAAUGCACACAUCAGCAGGAUGCACUCAGAUGGAGCAGAAUCCUCGCGAGUGAUCACUGACACUGCACACAGUGUACUGACAGCUGGGUCAUCACCUGUAACCUCUGCAGGAGGUCAUCAAGGAGCACAAGCCGUAACUGAUGUUAUACAGCAGCUCCUGGAGCUAUCGGAGCAGGUGACUGGAGAGGGGACGCAGACUCAGCAGCCAGUACAGCAAAUCACUAUAGAGGGCAGUAUCAAUCAGGACAUCUUACAACAAGCCUUAGAAAACAGUGGGCUAACAAGCAUUCCCAUUCAAGCACAUCAACCUGAUCCUGGUCAACCGAGGGUUUCGUUAUCUCAAAGUCAGUCCCAGGAUACACAAACCACGCCUCUUCAACAGACUCAGUCUUCAGCCCCGCAAUCCCACCAACAGCGGAUGGAAAAACUAUCCGGCAAGGAGAACGUGGAUGUGGUGAAAAAAAUGAUGAUGUAUCCUGGGUCUGUCCGUCGAGUGAAUGGAAUUAGAUGGCACAUGUGUACAUAUUGCACAAAAGAAUUUAAAAAGCCUAGUGAUCUAGUGCGACAUAUUCGAAUUCACACUCAUGAGAAACCUUACAAGUGCACUCAGUGUUUCCGGGCAUUUGCUGUGAAAAGUACCCUCACUGCCCACAUGAAGACUCAUACUGGUAUCAAGGAGUUCAGAUGUCCCAUGUGUGCAAAGAUGUUUUCUACUCAAGGAAGUUUAAAGGUUCAUCUUCGGCUACAUACAGGAGCCAGACCUUUUGACUGUCCGCACUGUGACAAAAAGUUCCGCACCUCAGGGCACCGCAAAAGUCACAUCGCUUCCCACUUCAAAAACUUGCAGCUUAAGAAACGAUUUCCACGCAAACCAGCCAAGACGCGGAUUUUAAAAAGCAGCAUCACAUUAACUGACAUACCUCUCCAGGAGCCUAUCCUCAUCACUGAUUCAGGUCUCAUCCAGCAGACACCACGGAAUAGCCAGUUAUACAGUCAUUACCUGGCCAAUGGCAUCAUGGCUGACGGACUAAGCGGGGAUAGGCCGUACAAAUGUGCAUAUUGCAACAAGGGUUUUAAAAAAUCUAGUCAUCUUAAACAACACAUCAGAUCUCAUACUGGUGAAAAACCUUUCAAAUGCUCACAGUGUGGCAGAGCCUUUGUUUCAUCGGGGGUCCUUAAAUCACAUAUCCGGACGCAUUCUGGCCUCAAAGCCUACAAAUGUUUGAUUUGUGAUGGCACUUUUACUACUAAUGGCAGUCUGAAGAGACAUAUGUCAACCCACAGUGAGGUGCGUCCAUUCAUGUGCCCCUAUUGUCAGAAGACUUUCAAGACUUCCAUGAAUUGUAAAAAGCAUAUGAAGACACACAGGUAUGAACUUGCUCAGCAGAUACAACAGCAGCAGCAGCAACAGCAGACAUCUCUGGACGAUGAUGGCUUGGUCGAAUCUAUGGAACAGCAGCCUGACUCAACUAAUGGCCAGGCGCAAGCCCAGCUUCAGGCUGAGGAGCUGCAGCCAUCUUCGACAGUCGGCGCUGACCAACAGACCUUGUUAGGCCUAAGCCAAGAACAAGUUGUGGGAUCUCAGCAAAGUGGGCUUGGCCAACAGCUUGCAGACCAGCAGCUUGUCCAGGAUGAAGAUUCCUUUGUGACAACACAGCAGAAUAUCAGCCAAUUUGAUCAACAAGCUAUGACGCAGCAAACCUUUGAUCAACAGAGCCUCACCCAAGGUUUUACCAUAACCGAUAGCUUUGGCCAGCAGAGUCAGUUCACAGCAGUGCAACAGUUACAGGAUUCCAGUAGCCUGGAGUCACAAGCUCUAACUCCCAGUUAUCAUCAACAGAGCCUGCUUCAGGUUCCUCCCACAGACAGCAUCAAUGUGACGACCCGACUUAUGCAUGAACCAUCAUCAGGAAACUUACAUCUUCAAAGCCAUCGCUCAGCCUUCCAUUCCGACAGUGAGGACCAAGUUAGGCGAACAUACAGGUGUGAGUUCUGUACCAAAGGUUUCAAGAAAUCAAGCCAUCUGAAGCAACACGUACGUUCUCACACAGGUGAAAAGCCCUUCAAAUGCCUACAGUGCAGCAGAUGUUUUGUAUCCUCAGGAGUUUUGAAAGCACAUCAGCGAACGCACACAGGUAUCAAAGCUUACAGAUGCAAUGUUUGUGAUGCCACCUUUACUACCAAUGGGAGCCUUACAAGGCACAUGGUAAUUCAUACCAGUCUGAGACCUUUUAAGUGCCCGUUCUGCGAUGACACUUUCCGAACAUCACUUCACUGCAAGAGGCACAUGAAGAUUCAUCAAGUAACGGUAGGAGUUGGAGAUGAAGAAGAUGAAAAUCUGGAAAGGCCUGUUGUGCGAAGGUCACGGGUUGGCAUCAUCACGUUUACUGAAGAGGAGACAGCGGAACUGGCCAAAACCGAAACGCGGUUAGAUGCCACGGUCUCGGAAAAAGUAUUAGUCCAAUCGGCAGCAGAGAAGGACCGGGUCAGUGAAAUCAAGGAUAAGAACACAGAGGUGGAGGAGGAGCCGAAACAUGCAAACCAAUGCUCAUUUUGCACAAAGAGUUUCAAAAAGCCAAGUGACCUAGUUAGACAUAUACGAAUCCAUACUGGGGAGAAGCCGUUUAAGUGUGAUGAAUGUGGAAAGAGUUUUACAGUCAAGUCAACGCUGGACUGUCAUUUAAAAACCCACACAGGUCAGAAACACUUCAAAUGCCACGUAUGUAGCUCUCCCUUCUCGACAAAAGGUAGCCUAAAAGUUCACAUGCGACUGCACACUGGAGCAAAGCCUUUUAAGUGCCCGCAUUGUGAUGUGCGUUUCCGGACUUCUGGACACAGGAAGAGUCACAUACAAUCCCACUUUAAGCCCACAUCACUGCCAAAGAAAAUCCGGAAGCCUGUAACACGUCAAUCAACUGAGAGCUUGCAGCCUGUAAACCUGUUGACUACUGCAAAUGUUUACAUCACUAACAAUGGAGUUCUCACCAGCCAGUUUGAUCAGAACCUUCUCCAACAGGGAUUAGUUGGACAAGCUAUUCUUCCUGUCUCUGUGUCAGCCGGAGGUGAUUUGACAUUGUCACUUACAGAUGCCAGCUUUGCCACUCUCGAGGGAAUACAGCUACAGCUUGCUUCCGCUAACCUGGUUGGGCAGAAUGUCCAGAUCUCCGGCAUUGAUCCCAGCAAUAUAAACAACAUCACACUACAGAUUGAUUCGAGCAUUUUGCAGCAGACGUUGCAACAGGGUAAUAUGCUCACUCAACAAAUGACUACUGACCCGAACCUAGCUCAGCAAGCCGGGACUCUCCAAACAGCAGAUAAUACAGUACCCGCUAAUGUGGUGCUCCAGCCACUCACCAGCCUGCCAAUGCAACCGACAGUAACACCGUCAACUGCCAUGACGAUGGGAAGUCUGACCGAACAAGAAACUGCGCUGACGAGCAGUUCUGGCUCACAGGAUAUUUCACAGUCCAUGACAUCCCCAGGGCUUGCUUCAAGUUCCAGUGGUAAACAGGAAAUGACAUUGACCAUUAAUAAUUCUAACCUCAGCCAGGUACUAGCGCAGGCUACCAAUGCCACAUGUGCCAAUCCAACAGGACCACCGCAAGAGAUAUCACUCACAAUAUCAGGUCAAGAUAUCAUUCAGCAGCAUGACAGUACUGGUAAUGGUGAAAUGAAUGGAGGGAUCCGAUUGGAAACAUCAGUGAAUAAUCAACCUAGUACUGCCACAUUGACCAUCAGCAAUGACCAGCUCCUGAAUCAGGGAACCACUCUUAACACAACUAGUGCCAACAUACCAGGGCUGAGUUCAACUGCAAGCAGUUUGACAUCUUCCCUUGCAACAUCCCUUUCCCAAGCUACCAUCCCUACCCAGAACCUGGAGAUGUCAUCUGCUAAUGUCGGUGGCGAUGGCAGUGUUACUCUUACUCUGACUGACACACAGAGCAUGCUCUCUGGGGGCCUAGACUCAGUCACACUCAACAUAGCUGCUCAGGGGCAACAAUUUCCAGCAGUGGUCCCUGAUUCGACUCUCCCGGGUCAAACUGGAUCAGCUCAUCCUCAGGUGAUAUUGGUGAGUCAGGCACCACAGGACUCAGCUGGUACACAAGAGGAGGCUGCCUCAUAUCAGGUAACUGAGACAACGAUUAGUUUUACAGAGGACAGUCAGACAGAUGAUGAGGGCCAGAUAAAUCACUGUCCCAAUUGUAGCCAAAGCUUCUCUUCAGGCUCCAUGCUGCGUCGACAUUGCCGAGAAGCCCACGGGGAGGAAAGAAUCCACAUAUGCAACGUCUGCAGCAAAGCCUUCAAACGAGCAGCCCAUCUCAAGGACCAUCUUCAGACCCACCAACCUGGACCUUCACCUAGCAGUCAGAAGCCUAAACUGUACAAAUGUGAAUCCUGUGACAAGGCAUUUGCUAAGCCCAGCCAGCUGGAGAGGCACAAUCGGAUCCACACAGGUGAACGGCCAUUUCAGUGCAGCCUCUGUGAAAAAGCCUUCAACCAAAAAAAUGCACUACAAGUACAUAUGAAGAAACAUACUGGUGAGAGACCGUAUAAAUGUGAUUACUGCGGAAUCUCUUUCACACAAAAAGGCAAUAUGAAGAUACACAUGAAGAGGGCACAUGGCUUUCCUGGCGGUGGUCAGGACGCAGGAAGCAGCCAAGAACAAGAAGGCGAUGAUGUAAGCCGUGGCCUAGACUUGGUGGAAGUCGUUCCAGAAUCUUCUAAUGAAUGGCACUGUAGGAUAGCUAAUGUAUUCCAUUAACUUAUUUCCCUGCCCCCGCCCCCCCACACUGCUUGAGUGCAAGAAAUUGCAUGUUCAACAAACUUUUUAUAUAGGUCAAAUUAUUUCUGCUGACCUUCAAAUUAUUCUAUGUCAGGAGUUUGAAAGGUACCACACUUGAGUCAUGCAAAAAGUCAAACUGGCACCAGGUUUGUUUAUCUAUGUCAAAGUAGAAAUAAACUGCUAAAACAAGGAAUUGUCCUUGAGCUUAAAGGGCUAAAAUCAUGAAGUACUUUGUGUAUGUCUAGCCAGCAUGCAAUGCUAAAUGGUAUUCUAAAGCAAAAGCGAAUGACCUCCCAAGUUCAAGAAGAUGCAGGAUAAUGAAGUGUACUGACACAUACUUAUCUAUAUUUGAAGACCUGUUGCGGAGGAAGCCUUGGCUCGUUCCUGCUGUGCAGGGCGCAAUUACUGCUGUGGUAUCAAGAGUAGCACCGCAGACCUGAAUUAGAAUUGGCCUGGUUGCUUAGUCAGAAUGACAGACAGCGGUGGGGGUGGAGGUGGGGGGAGCUGUGCUCCAUAUCUCCCAUCACCUGACCGUUCCAUAGCUCUGCCACCGCCAGAGAAAAUCAGCUGCCAUAUUUCCAGAGAACUUUUAAUUAUGAUCUGCCUGGUAGUUACUCAGAAUGUUUUAACUCAUCUGUAGUGUUAUGACUCGCCACUGGUGUGACUGACUUUCAGAAUAUAUAAUUAUUCCGUGUAUCAAAAUAAAUAGCCGAUUGUGUAAAGGUGAAUUUUGUUGCAUUCCAAAGAUUAUUUUUAUAGUUGUUCCCCACUUUACGUAUGUAGCACAAUGUUUUGUGCAUUUGAUAAAACCUUUAGUCUCUAGACCGGGGACUUGUGCAUAGCUGUAUAUAUUGUCUACAUCCUAAGGCUAAGGUAUUUUCGGUUUGCACUGUUGCUACACGGGCACUUCUUUCCAGUAUUGUACUUUUCGCAUUGUAUUAUAUAACAAAAGUGUUAAUUUUGCCCCCCACCCUGAUAUAACCUUGUGCAUCAUUUUUUGAUUUGACUUUGGAACAUGCUGUAAAAACUCUGUGACAUUUGUAAAAUCUGGUAGCAUAUAAAUCUAACAAAAAGCAUCUUGAAUGAUGAUCAAAGGAUGAACCUUUCUUCUGUCUCCAAUGGAGCUUGUUUUUUGGUUUAACAAUUUAAGUACUUUGUAUAUAAAUUGUAUAAUUUGUGACACAAGGGUAUUUUUUUUGUAAGUAUGUGUAAUGUAUUUAAAUCAAGAUAUUUCAAAUAAUACUAUUGGUUUUUAAUAAGCAGCUUUGUGCUUUUUAAAUUAUUUCAAGUGGACAAUAACUGUUGUGUUGCAUUUUGUUUCUGGGAAAAUGCAUUGUUUCCCAGUUUGUUCCCCAUCUCUUCUGGAGAUGCUCAUUUUCGUUGGGGGAGUGUUCCAUGAAAGCUUUGGAUAAAUAAUUAUUCAUAAAUGUGUCAGUCAGUCAUAGAGGUCUACAGCACAGAAAAAGGCCCUUCGACCCAUUGAGUCUGCGCCGCUCAAACAAGUACCUAACUAUUUUAAUCCCAUUUUCCAGCACUAGGCCCAUAGCCUUGUAUGCCAUGGCAUCGCAAGUGCACAUCCAAAUACUUCUUAAGUAUUAUGCCUCUACCACUCUUUCAGGCAGAGAGUUCCAGAUGAAAAAAUUCUUCCUCUAAUCCUCCUGCCCCUAACUUUAAAUCUGUGCCCCCUGGUUAUUGAUCCCUCCACCAAGGGGAAAAGUUCCUUCCUGUCUACCCUAUCUAUGCCCCUCAUAAUUUUAUAUACAGUGAAUGUAGAGGGACAGCAUGCUGUUUGAUUGUGGAAAAUUUUCCGCCAAACUCAACAGAUAAAAAUUAAAAAUAUAAACAGAAAAUGCUGGAAACACUUGGCAGAACAGGCGAUGCCUGUGGAAUGAGGAACAGAGUUAAUGUUUCAGGUCCAUGACCUUUCUUCAGAUCUGGGAGAAGCGAUUUUAACAGUUUUUACACAAAUAGGGAGGCAGGGGAAAAGGAUGAGGGAAAGGACAAAAGUCGAAGGUCUGUGAUAGGGUGGAAAGUGAUGAAGGGAUGAUGAUUCAAGGCAAAAGGGGAUGCUUUUGGGACUAGUAAAGAAACAAAAGCUGGGUAUAGACCAGGUGUGAAUGGUAACUUUGGAAAUAUGACCAGCACCUGCUUCUGCAUAAGUAGUUAAAAUCUGAAGUUAUUGAAAUUAAUAACUAAUUAAAAUUUCAAUGAUUUUCUGUUGACUCCAGAAUGUUGUGAAGUGCCGAAUAAAAAUUGGAAACCUAA
Carcharodon carcharias (great white shark) is the source of this 7988-nucleotide messenger RNA. Its product is annotated as zinc finger protein 236-like. The transcript has 32 exons. Gene Ontology annotation, cellular component: nucleus. NCBI's taxonomy places the organism in Eukaryota, Metazoa, Chordata, Chondrichthyes, Lamniformes, Lamnidae. The record is from RefSeq and is a predicted model, not a curated record. Gene Ontology annotation, biological process: regulation of transcription by RNA polymerase II. Bases 18 to 5702 code for a protein of 1894 amino acids. Gene Ontology annotation, molecular function: RNA polymerase II cis-regulatory region sequence-specific DNA binding; DNA-binding transcription factor activity, RNA polymerase II-specific.